Molecule: messenger RNA, 1794 nt
Organism: Coregonus sp. 'balchen'
Lineage: Eukaryota; Metazoa; Chordata; Actinopteri; Salmoniformes; Salmonidae
Source: the annotation of a GenBank genome assembly
AUGGAUGAGGAUCGACCUUUAGCGGAGACAUGGAGGAGACACAGAGGAGACAUGGAGGAGACACAGAGGAGACACAGAGGAGACAUGGAGGAGACACAGAGGAGACAUGGAGGAGACUCAGAGGAGACAUGGAGGAGACUCAGAGGAGACACAGAGGAGACAUGGAGGAGACACAGAGGAGACAUGGAGGAGACUCAGAGGAGACAUGGAGGAGACUCAGAGGAGACAUGGAGGAGACAUGGAGGAGACAUGGGGGAGACUCAGAGGAGACAUGGAGGAGACAUGGAGGAGACAUGGAGGAGACACAGAGGAGACAUGGAGGAGACACAGAGGAGACACAGAGGAGACAUGGAGGAGACACAGAGGAGACAUGGGGGAGACUCAGAGGAGACAUGGAGGAGACACAGAGGAGACAUGGAUGAUACUCAGAGGAGACAUGGAGGAGACAUGGAGGAGACUCAGAGGAGACAUGGAGGAGACUCAGAGGAGACAUGGAGGAGACUCAGAGGAGACAUGGAGGAGACUCAGAGGAGACAUGGGGGAGACUCAGAGGAGACAUGGAGGAGACACAGAGGAGACAUGGGGGAGACUCAGAGGAGACAUGGAGGAGACAUGGAGGAGACACAGAGGAGACAUGGAGGAGACAUGGAGGAGACAUGGAGGAGACACAGAGGAGACAUGGAGGAGACUCAGAGGAGACAUGGAGGAGACUCAGAGGAGACAUGGGGGAGACUCAGAGGAGACAUGGGGAGACUCAGAGGAGACAUGGGGGAGACAUGGAUGAGACACAGAGGAGACAUGGAGGAGACACAGAGGAGACAUGGGGGAGACUCAGAGGAGACAUGGGGGAGACUCAGAGGAGACAUGGAGGAGACACAGAGGAGACAUGGAGGAGACUCAGAUGAGACAUGGAGGAGACUCAGAGGAGACAUGGAGGAGACUCAGAGGAGACAUGGAGGAGACUCAGAGGAGACAUGGAGGAGACUCAGAGGAGACAUGGGGGAGACUCGGAGGAGACAUGGAGGAGACACAGAGGAGACAUGGAGGAGACUCAGAGGAGACAUGGAGGAGACUCAGAGGAGACAUGGGGGAGACUCAGAGGAGACAUGGGGGAGACUCAGAGGAGACAUGGGGGAGACUCAGAGGAGACAUGGGGGAGACUCAGAGGAGACAUGGAGGAGACUCAGAGGAGACAUGGGGGAGACUCAGAGGAGACAUGGAGGAGACAUGGAGGAGACAUGGAGGAGACUCAGAGGAGACAUGGGGGAGACUCAGAGGAGACAUGGAGGAGACAUGGAGGAGACAUGGAGGAGACAUGGAGAGACUCAGAGGAGACAUGGGGGAGACUCAGAGGAGACAUGGAGGAGACAUGGAGGAGACAUGGAGGAGACAUGGAGGAGACAUGGAGGAGACUCAGAGGAGACAUGGAGGAGACUCAGAGGAGACAUGGAGGAGACUCAGAGGAGACAUGGAGGAGACUCAGAGGAGACAUGGAGGAGACUCAGAGGAGACAUGGAGGAGACAUGGAGGAGACUCAGAGGAGACAUGGGGGAGACUCAGAGGAGACAUGGGGGAGACUCAGAGGAGACAUGGGGGAGACUCAGAGGAGACAUGGAGGAGACUCAGAGGAGACAUGGAGGAGAAUCAGAGGAGACAUGGAGGAGCCUCAGAGACAUGGGGGAGACUCAGAGGAGACAUGGGGGAGACUCAGAGGAGACAUGGGGGAGACUCAGAGGAGACAUGGAGGAGAGCAGGGUGAAUACUGCUGAGUCAUCAGCCAUCAGCCUUAUGUAA